UGUCAAUUUCCCAGGCACCUGCUUAGUACGAGAGACAGAGAGCGAGAGAGCGAGAGAGAGAGGGGGAGAAUUUAUGACUGUCGAUUGUUUCCCAAUCGGAAAGAAAUUUAUAUCUCUUCGCCGAUUCCUCUCUUGUUCGCUUACACAUUAGUGGGAUCAACACAAUAGCCCGUCAACCCGCGAGUGUGAUUCUGUUUACAAACAAAUGAAAUAUCGCUAUUAUCCCUGAUGAGUUUAUUGACUUCAAUAGCUCGAGCGUGAUUGCUCCCUAAACGGUUGGAAUUGCUGUGGGAUAUAGUAAAUUUAGUGUCCAGCGCUUGUCAGUUGCAAAUGAUUCAUAACUCGGUUUUUAGCCGGCGGCCAGCAGCGAUUGGCAGACGCGGUCACGUGCUUAGGUAAUAUUUUUCCCGAACCGGGCGGAGUUAACUGACUGGAAUACGCGUGGAGCACAAGAAGGAAAUUAUUUACUACCGAUACGGCGAAAAUUAAUGACCAUGAGUUCGUUUUUGAUGAACCCGACGCCGUACCCUGAACCGAAGUUCCCACCACUUGAGGAAUAUUCCCAAUCAAGUUAUAUUCCCUCGCAUGGGGGAGAUUUCUAUCGGGAGAAUUUCAAUGCUUACGGAUAUACAUCGGCAGAUAGCAGGAGGUACGAAGAGAAACCGACAGUUACGUCGCAUUUCAGUUGUUCGGCGCACUCCGGAGCGGUUCCAACGCAAUGCGCGAACGGCUAUCCCCAGACAGACCUCACCCCGAGCCCCCCACCCAAUGCGUCGCCGCCGGCGUGCGUGGCGGUGCUGGUUGAACACUCGACAGGGGUGGGGGAGGAUGUGCGAAUGAAAAAGAACGGCCAUCCUGUGAUAUAUCCGUGGAUGAAGAAAUCCCAAGUGCCAGGUAGCAGUGACAGUUCUUCCUUGAUGCCAGAGUCUAAACGGAACCGCACUGCCUAUACGAGACAUCAGAUUCUGGAACUGGAAAAGGAGUUUCAUUUCAACCGGUAUUUGACACGACGCAGGCGCAUCGAGAUUGCUCACACGCUAGUGUUGUCCGAAAGACAAAUCAAAAUCUGGUUCCAGAAUCGCAGAAUGAAGUGGAAAAAGGAACACAAAAUGCCGAAUACGAAAACCCGGAUGUUGGAUGGAGGAAUUGACACAGGCAACGGCCUUGAACUUUCGCACACAGAUUUGACAAUAUUGUGAAAGGAAUAGCCAACUAAAAAAGGUGUGAUUUAUUGCUAGAUGGUGGGGGUGACGUCACCUAGGUUUUUAAUUGCGUCAUACUUUAUGCAGUGGUUAUGCCGAGAUGUUGGCAUAGGCCCAAUACUAUGCUCUAAGACUAGUCACAGUCACAGAUUAGAAACACACCCUCCGUCCAUGGUUUUACGACAAUACCACGUGGUGUUUGGCACAACAGCCUUCAGAAGCUGUCGCUAAAAAUUACGAAAACAGUGUUAUGAUGUUAUAACAUUAUGACACAUUAGCGUUACAAUGUAAAGUAAUUUGACGCAAGUGUUAUGACGUAGCGUAAUUUUGACGCAUGACAUACUACGUACUGCUGUUAUGACGUACUGUUGUUAUGACGUAUUACUGUACGACGUACUACUGUUAUGACGUCAUAGAAAUCAGGGUUAGUAGUGCAUGUAUUUAUGUAACAGAUAAAGUCGAGUUUCCUCAAAACGAGCAGGUAGAGAAAACACAAAGAUGCCAUCACCACUACCACUGUUAAAACCACAAGAAUCAUCGUCGACAGUGGAAGAAUAACAAUCCUACUGCAAUAUUAGUAUGUUACGUACGUUGCACGUUUUGUAACCAAAACUUGAAUCGAUAAAAGCCAAGCACGGAGCAGGGUUGGUUGAACAUGAAAAUGCUAUUCGUGGAAGUUUCGUCCAAUAUGUAUGGACGACCCAUUUUUGUUUAUUCUUGGAAUUUGUUUUAAUCUACCAAGGUUAAAUCGACAGUACGAAUUUGUAGACCUUUUUGUGGAAGAUGAUGCCAGGGUACAGCAGUUCGUAUUGAACCCGUUCAGUGGCGAAUCUACUAAGGGGGUCCCCUUAAUUUUGCGACAGUUAUAUUUUUAUUUCAUUUUAGGUUUUUCAUUUGUUUGGGGGUUUUUUUACGUUGGAGAAUCCAAUGGAUUUUCUGGAUCCGAGACUGUUGUUCAUUGAUUAUAUGCCUUGGAUUUCAUUGCACACUCCUAUUAUCCAAGGUUGCAGUUUUAGCAUACAUGGCCUAGAGAGUAACGUGCUGAAGACUACAAUUAUUUAUUUCGGUUUAUUCCUUCUUUUUAUUUUCUUAUAUCCGUUCUGGGUAUACGCCUCGGCUACCUAACUGUCUAUCCAUGCCGUGAUUCCGAAGGUAGUACAUCCAGAAUUCUAGAAGCGCAUACAUGUUAACAGACUAAGGAACUAGAAUACGUUACACUGAGAACAGCAUGUUGACCUCUGCGUACCGAGAAGUGCGUGUUCAGUUGAACAGAUACGUUGCUAAAGGUUGCACACAACUAUUUAUUUUUUCAUCCAUCUGAAUACAAUUUCUAUGUCAGAAUAUGUUCUGUGAAAAAUACCAAAAACAAUAUUUAUGUGCUUGCUAUUUUGUGGAUUUAGGAGGUACUGUCCGUUGACAACUACCGUACCCAUGGGGUCAAUAUUAUGAAGACAAGUUAGUGAAUUGUAGACUUAGUACAGUUUGGUCGUCGGGGAUUUACAGUUUUUAAUAUUAAAUACGUUCUAGCCCUAUUCCCUAUCCUUACAUGUGAAAACACAAACCAGGACAACAGAACUAUCGAUCUACUAGUAGAAUCGGAUCGGGGAAAAAAAAACAUCCAACAAGCAGGGCUCUGAAUGAUGCACGACCAAUCCGGACAUACUGAGGCAUAAAUGUUUAGCUGUCUGUCUACAGAUUUUCGAAGCAACCUAAUGCUAGUAUCAGACUACCAACUGUCACGACGAAGUUUGCCAACUCGCCGAUCUCCCGACUUCUACGACUGUCCAGAUGCUAGUCUGAUCACUAUUACAACUCGAUUCUCGUCAGUCGCAACUCCUACGAUUGACUAGUUGUUAGUUUGACCGCACUGUUAAGUUGGGAGUGGGGGGAAAUACAACGCAACUAUUGUGUUGGCCAACUCCGUCGUGACAGUUGAUAGUCUGGGACUAGCAUUAUCCCUAAGAUAUCAUAAAACCGUCGUGAGCUAUGACGUCACUACAACAUACGCCAUCAUGACGUCAUAGUCCACGACGGUUUUACAAUAUCGUAGCGGUAAUAUAGCUUCGAAAAUCUGUGCCCAUAUUUUCGAAACCAUUUUAGCGCUACGAGAUCGUAAAUGCGUCAUAGGUUGUGACGUCAAUACAGCACAUGCCAUAGUGACGUCAUAAUCCACGGCGGUUUUACGAUAUCGUAGCUCUACGACAGUAUCGAAAAUCUAGGCCUCAGUACUAAUGCAUUGUACAUGUACUUUAAAAUAAAAGCUACCUUUUAUGUUAUGACAGUUGUACAUUUCAUUUUGAAUUUAAAAUAUCCUUUUACUUUAAAUCCAAUGUCUAAUUUAAUUUUGAAAGUCAUGAGUUACAUUUUAUUUAGGGACAUUUACCAAAUCCAGGCACGGCGGAAGCAAGUAGACAUGGAGGAGGAGGGUGGGGGGGGGGGGCGCUGAAUGAGAUACGGGUGCAGAGCAAAGUUUCUAGGGAAUUCGUAAAUUUUUUAAAACUAGACGUCUUGAAAUGCAAUUUCCUGCAUUCUACAAGUAUAAUUAAUCUCUGCCUUAAGAUUUACUGCCAAUAUAUUUUUUAUUAUUAUUCAGAAUUAUUCAGAGGGGUUGGAUCCCCCACUCCCCGCCGCCCCCUGUUCCGCCGUGCUUGAAAUAGCUAAACGCUUGUCUUAGUGGUUUUAUAUAUUUAUUUUAUUUUUAUUUUUUUAUUUGUCCUGCUCCCUGCCCUCCCCCGUUUUUUUUUAUAUUUUUUAUUUUAUUUUAUUUUUUAUUUUUAGCAUCGAUAUACCAUUCACUGGUAUACAACGCCAUCUUUAAAGUUGUUACAUUAACCGUCGCGGGUGACGUCGACGUAAAACCACGCCUUUAAAAUGCUCAACCAUUUUGUAUCUCAUGUCAUGAUGUUAUUUACACACGUCAUCUUUGUUUACUUGUCAUUCAUAAAUCAUUCAACUAUUUAUGUUGUGUCCGUCUGUGUUUAUUGUGUUUUGAAACAAACGUCAUGGGAGAUAUCCAA
Gigantopelta aegis is the source of this 4219-nucleotide messenger RNA. RefSeq names its product homeobox protein Hox-D4a-like. Gene Ontology annotation, cellular component: nucleus. The record is from RefSeq and is a predicted model, not a curated record. Gene Ontology annotation, molecular function: RNA polymerase II cis-regulatory region sequence-specific DNA binding; DNA-binding transcription factor activity, RNA polymerase II-specific. NCBI's taxonomy places the organism in Eukaryota, Metazoa, Mollusca, Gastropoda, Neomphalida, Peltospiridae. The coding region runs from base 489 to 1199 and encodes 236 amino acids. Gene Ontology annotation, biological process: anterior/posterior pattern specification; regulation of transcription by RNA polymerase II. The transcript has 2 exons.